AUGUCUACCUCCGGAGGUAUACCAACUUACACCUCUGCGCCCGUCAAUCCAAACAAGGAAGAAGGCACACAUGGGUCGACCUCAUCACCAGAACCCGCCACCUCAAUCGAGUCCUCAAUCACAGCGCCAUCGGAACCCGCAAACACAACUGCAACAACUACAGCUACAGCUGCAGCGCCUUCCUACUCCCCUAUCUACGCAACUGCGCAACCAGGAGCUCCUCCAGCUCAGCCCGGCGCAGCACCAAGUCUCCCUGUUCCAACAGGCACCGGAUCAAGCAAGCUCACAGCAACUCCAACAACCACAAUCCCAACCGCAACGUCGAUAUCGACAUACUCCCCGCCUCCGCCCCAACCAGGCGCAGUACCACAUCCUCCUACCCAAGCAACAAGCUCCCCAGUGCCCCCUCCACCGAAAGCAGGCGAGGCCGUAACCCAGCACCCGCCCCAGCCUCCAGCUACAUUCACUCAAUCCUACUCCUACCAGCCUUCAUCAAUCCCAAACUCAACAUCCACCCCCUACUCCUCAGUUUACCAAACGCACGCUGGUGCAAGCUCGUCCCGUCCCAAUGGUCUACCUCUGCACUCUUCCAGCGGUGGAGGCGGAAGCGCAAACGAUAUAUUCGAUGAUGAGCCUUCGUUUGUGAACACGGCUAAGUCGUGGUGGCAGACUGCUGGGACGAAGUUGGCGGAGGUUGAGGCGGAGGUUUGGAAGAAGAUUAAUAAAGCUCAUGAUGAGUGA
Messenger RNA from Penicillium atrosanguineum, 741 nucleotides. RefSeq lists its product as uncharacterized. Lineage: Eukaryota; Fungi; Ascomycota; Eurotiomycetes; Eurotiales; Aspergillaceae. The transcript has a single exon. The record is from RefSeq and is a predicted model, not a curated record. Bases 1 to 741 code for a protein of 246 amino acids.